UUAUUUACUAUUUCGCUUGACCAUAAAAUUAUUUGCGGUAAAUGAUUCCUAUUUCUGCAAUAUCGUCAAGAGCUAGUCAUGUUGAGAGAUCACGCCCGUGACCGGGUUGUUCAUAACGAAACCAAAUGUGACGGUGGACUUGGGAGUUGGCCGAUUUUCACGGUUUUGCUUCUUUUUAUCUUACCAUGUCGAGGUCCAACAGCAUUACAUCCACCUCGCCCAUUCACGAUAAUUUACAAUAUGAUCCCGAAAUAUAUUUUCAGCAAGCCAGUAUCGCCGAAGCACGAGCGCUGGAAAAACGUACAAGAAAUAACAUUGCCAUGCAGCAAAAAAAGUUGCGGGCCAUGGUAGGAGAACAAUACGUGGAUCUCAUUUCGGCCGCCGACACCAUCAUUGCCAUGAGUAAAACAGCUCAACAAGUGCAAAAAACCGUGGACCACAUGCAAUCUAUUUGCGAAGUUGGAAGGAUACGCAAACAUGCGAUACAAACGCGCGAAGCAGCAACCCAGGCCUCAGGAGGUACGACUAUUUAUUUUUCUUUGACCCUACUCAAAGUUCUAUGGGUGUGGUAUCAUGAUGUUGUGAGGGUGUCAACAUGCAUGAUACGUGGAAGAGGUAGUGGCUGUUGAGCUAACCUUGUUAACCCGCUUCGUAGAACGAAAACAGCGACCCUUGUACGUAUUGACGUCUCUUAUUAAAGCGCUUGUCGAUGUU
This is a messenger RNA of Radiomyces spectabilis, 714 nucleotides long. RefSeq lists its product as uncharacterized. The transcript has 3 exons. Gene Ontology annotation, biological process: intra-Golgi vesicle-mediated transport. NCBI's taxonomy places the organism in Eukaryota, Fungi, Mucoromycota, Mucoromycetes, Mucorales, Radiomycetaceae. The record is from RefSeq and is a predicted model, not a curated record. The coding region runs from base 186 to 629 and encodes 147 amino acids. Gene Ontology annotation, cellular component: COG complex; Golgi apparatus.